UCAGAUCAACUGCUGUUAUCAGAUAAAGGCAAAACUCACCCUUCUGGUUCUAUAAUCCUAGCCCAAUGGAGUCUUCAUCUACCGCACACUAGCCUAACUAAUGCUACAGGAUUAUCAGGAAUACAGAUAUAAAGAUACUGCAAGAAAUAAAACACUGGCAAAAUAAAACAUGAAAGGAAAGUAGAGAAGGUAUUUCGGGUCUCGAAGCUUACUAUUUCCAGCCAGAGUUCAAAUUACUGAGCUUCAAACAAACCACUGCCAGGAACUUAGGAAAUCAUUCUUAGCCUUGCAACGCAUCAAGAAUACUCAUGAGCUUUUCAGAAAUGUGCAAUUGUGAGGUAUGGCCAAGAUGGCGGAUUAGAAGCAGCAGCAGUCUGCAGCACUCAUGGAAAUGAGUGAAAGGUGUGAGUGAAUACAACACCUUCAACUGAAAUAUCCAGGUUCUCGCUUUGGGACUAAUCAGGCAAACAACUUGACCCACAGAAAACAAAGAAAAGCAGGGUGGGGCGACUGCCCACCUGGGAGCAGCACAGAGCAGAAUGAAACCCCACCUCCAGCCAAGAGAGGCGGUGCUGGCCAACAAGAGCUGAAAUACAGAACAGCCUAGAACCUAAGACUAUUCUAAUAUAAAAAUUUUGCACCAGGAUGGAAGGGGACUCUUACCACAAUGCAACCACCAUCAAUGGCACCCCAGUAAAUCACCAGCCUUUGGAACGCCACAGGUUGUGGGAAGUCAUCAGCAUUGCGGUGGUGACUGCUGUGGUAAGCCUGAUCACUAUUGUGGGCAAUGUCUUGGUCAUGAUCUCCUUCAAAGUCAACAGCCAGCUCAAGACAGUUAACAACUAUUACCUGCUCAGCUUAGCCUGUGCAGAUCUCAUCAUUGGGAUCUUCUCCAUGAACCUCUAUACCACAUACAUCCUCAUGGGACGCUGGGCUCUCGGGAGUCUGGCUUGUGACCUUUGGCUUGCACUGGACUACGUGGCCAGCAACGCUUCUGUCAUGAACCUUCUGGUGAUCAGUUUUGACCGUUACUUUUCCAUCACAAGACCCUUGACAUAUCGGGCCAAGCGUACUCCAAAAAGGGCUGGCGUCAUGAUUGGCUUGGCCUGGCUGAUCUCCUUCAUCCUCUGGGCCCCAGCAAUCCUCUGCUGGCAGUACUUGGUUGGGAAGCGGACAGUUCCGCUGGAUGAGUGCCAGAUCCAGUUUCUCUCAGAACCCACCAUCACUUUUGGCACUGCCAUUGCUGCUUUCUACAUCCCUGUUUCUGUCAUGACCAUCCUCUACUGUCGAAUCUACCGGGAAACAGAGAAGAGAACCAAGGACCUGGCUGACCUCCAGGGUUCUGACUCUGUGACUGAAGCUGAGAAGAGAAAGCCAGCUCACAGGGCUCUGUUCAGAUCCUGCUUGCGCUGUCCUCGACCCACCCUGGCCCAGAGGGAAAGGAACCAGACCUCCUGGUCAUCCUCCCGCAGGAGCGCCUCCACUAGUGGGAAGCCAUCCCAAGCCACUGACCCAAGCACCAACCAGGCCAAAGCUGAGCAGCUCACCACCUGUAGCAGUUACCCUUCCUCAGAGGAUGAGGACAAGCCCGCCGCUGACCCUGUCCUCCAAGUGGUCUACAAGAGUCAGGGUAAGGAAAGCCCAGGGGAAGAAUUCAGUGCUGAAGACACUGAGGAAACUUUUGUGAAAGCUCAGACUGAAAAACAUGACUCUGACACCCCAAACUACUUUCUGUCUCCAGCAGCUGCUCAUAGACCCAAGAGUCAGAAAUGUGUGGCCUAUAAGUUCCGACUGGUGGUAAAAGCUGACGGGACCCAGGAGAACAACAACGGCUGUCACAAGGUGAAAAUCAUGCCCUGCUCCUUCCCAGUGGCCAAGGAGCCUUCAACGAAAGGCCUCAAUCCCAACCCCAGCCAUCAAAUGACCAAACGAAAGAGAAUGGUCCUAGUCAAAGAGAGGAAAGCAGCCCAGACACUCAGUGCCAUUCUCCUGGCCUUCAUCAUCACAUGGACCCCGUAUAACAUCAUGGUCCUGGUUUCUACCUUCUGUGACAAGUGUGUCCCAGUCACCCUGUGGCACUUGGGCUACUGGUUGUGCUAUGUCAAUAGCACUGUCAACCCCAUCUGCUAUGCCCUCUGCAACAGAACCUUCAGGAAGACCUUUAAGAUGCUGCUUCUCUGCCGAUGGAAAAAGAAAAAAGUGGAAGAGAAGUUGUACUGGCAGGGGAACAGCAAGUUACCCUGAAAAGUUAAUGACUCCUCUCAAAAGAACAGUGACCACAGUCAACAUCCUCUGAGGAAGAGCAAGCUGAUUCUGUUUUGUAUAUUUUCAAAAAGAAGACAUCUCAUUUUGAGUCCUUGAAGAUGUUUACAAAGGCUCAAGGUCUGUUGCCAAAUGGAAGGGGUCACAGCCGCAGCAAUUGCUUUCGUAUUAAAUGACUCUUGCCUAUGACCAAGGCCAUUUGAUGCCACUGGAGUUUGCCAAUGAAGUAAAGAGAUAGGCUCAUGGCCCCUCACAGGAGGAAGCACAGCGGGUAACAGUGAACAGUGACUCAGGGAACUUUUGUCCCCUCUGUAGGAAAUAGCAGAGACCAGGCGGAAACCUUUUCCUGUGGAAACCUGUCAUAGAAUUUUGUGCAAUGUGUGUGUCUAUGAAGCUGUCUUGUGCCAGUGAGAACCAGGAGAAUGUACAUCAGUGUCACUUGUUAACAAGACUGGCUUCUAAGAAUAUGUAUCGUCAUAAACUGAUCACAUUCUAUAAUGCAGCUACUAUGUGAUCUGUACUGUGGUUUGUUUUCCUGUCCCUACAUCUGAGUGAAGGUCUUGCUCUUCCCUUUCAUAUCCAAUGCCAGUUCCUCGUACUCACUGAACCCAUGCUGAUCUCCAGGGAACCAUCCUUCCUCUCAGAAUCCAGCAUCUGGAAGGACUGAAACCUGGUCAUACCCAGUCCUUUAAAGGGGCCUCUAUUCUGCUAAUAAAGUCUCC
Piliocolobus tephrosceles (Ugandan red Colobus) is the source of this 2984-nucleotide messenger RNA. It is a transcript of the gene CHRM5, whose product is annotated as cholinergic receptor muscarinic 5. Gene Ontology annotation, biological process: chemical synaptic transmission; G protein-coupled receptor signaling pathway, coupled to cyclic nucleotide second messenger; adenylate cyclase-inhibiting G protein-coupled acetylcholine receptor signaling pathway. Bases 646 to 2244 code for a protein of 532 amino acids. Lineage: Eukaryota; Metazoa; Chordata; Mammalia; Primates; Cercopithecidae. The transcript has 3 exons. Gene Ontology annotation, cellular component: synapse; plasma membrane; dendrite. Gene Ontology annotation, molecular function: G protein-coupled acetylcholine receptor activity; G protein-coupled serotonin receptor activity. The record is from RefSeq and is a predicted model, not a curated record.